This is a messenger RNA of Homalodisca vitripennis (glassy-winged sharpshooter), 3073 nucleotides long. RefSeq names its product E3 ubiquitin-protein ligase RAD18-like. The record is from RefSeq and is a predicted model, not a curated record. The coding region runs from base 146 to 2032 and encodes 628 amino acids. The transcript has 9 exons. Gene Ontology annotation, biological process: DNA damage tolerance; protein monoubiquitination. NCBI's taxonomy places the organism in Eukaryota, Metazoa, Arthropoda, Insecta, Hemiptera, Cicadellidae. Gene Ontology annotation, molecular function: single-stranded DNA binding; ubiquitin protein ligase activity. Gene Ontology annotation, cellular component: Rad6-Rad18 complex; nucleus.
GUCACUAGUAAGUAACAGUAACAUCAGUAAUGUUAAUGUUCUAGGUUAGGUCAUAAAAGUAAAUUCAGUGAACAAAUCAGUUAUUUAUACAUUUACACGUAUUAAUUGUAUUGUAUGUAAGCAAUGUUGUGAAGUUAUUUGAAUAAUGGAGAAAAUACUAAAUGGAACAAUAGACAAAAAUUUGAUAGUUGGAUCGGAAAUUUCAUGGCCAAAAGAAUUUCCUGAACUAAAGCUCAUUGAUGACUUAUUACGAUGUGGUAUCUGUUAUGAUUACAUCAAAACUUGUAUGGUGACUCCGUGUGCCCACAGUUACUGCUCUAUAUGUAUCAGAAGAUCAUUGCUUUAUAAAACAGCAUGUCCAACAUGCUUUGAGGAGACAUAUGAAACAAAUUUAAGAAACAACAGGAUUUUAGAUAGAGUUGCAGAGCUGUUCCUUAGUAUUAAAGAUAGACUGGUAAAACAUUUGAGGAUAGCAGCAGUUCACUUUAAUUGCAACGAAAAACUUCAGUCACCUGCAACAUCUUUGAGUGCGUCAUCACAGAAAACAGUUCACCAAGAGGAAACACCUAAAAGAAAUAUCCAAAAACCUGGAAAGUCAUCCACUAAAGGAAAAUUAACAUUUAAGUCUCCCUCACUUGACAGUAGUUCUAAGAAAUCUGAGAUUUCAAAACGAUUAGAAGAUCUCCUUGGAACAAGCACUGCACAAGGUCCAGAGAGAAAGGCAUCAAAUAGUUUAGAACUUUUAAAUGAAGACGAAUUUCAAAGAAUCACCACAGUACCUCCGAUGUUUCUCCAACCCAAGGUAGAUUCUCAGCCCAAGAAUGUGGAUGUUUCCACAGUUCCUUGUCCAGUUUGUGCCGUGAAUAUACCUGAGAGGAACAUCAAUACUCACCUUGACAACUGUCUAGCCAAUGUUGAUAAACCUCCUGUCAAAAGCCCUGUGAAAGCAAGACAGAAGAGAAAUCCUUUGCCAAAAAUGGUUUGGUCACUUAUGCCAGAAAAAGAUUUGAGAAAAAAAUUGAAAGACUAUGGUUUGAACAGUCAAGGGGAAAAGAAAGCCCUCAUUUCCAGGAUUCAGAGGUAUAUUCUACUGUUCAACUCAGAGUGUGAUAAGGAUAACCCUAGACCUGUAUCGGAGAUUGUGCGGCAGGUUGAGAGAGAAGAGAAACAAGCUCCUAAUUCAAUUCAACAAGCAAAUAGGCUGGUGGUAAACAAAAAAACUGAUCCUAAGAUUAUAGAAGAAGAAAACAAGAAGUACAUACGAGAUAACAAAGAUAGUUUCAAAAAACUCAUUGAAGCCAUGAAAGAGAGAGAAGGAAAAAAUAUAAAGCCAACGGCAAGAGCUUCUAAUGUUAUAUUGAGUGAUGAUGAAGAUGAUGACAUCUACAGGGAUCAGAAUAAAGUAUCAGUAUCAAAUUUUCCAUCAGCAAGGUCCCACGAUGCACCCAGUACCUCUAGCGCUGUCUGGGAACACGUGAAUUUAAGUGACUCCGACUCCAACGGCUCACAAUCACCCAUACUUGGAGGUCGGGUCUCAGAUAAAAAAACGCUUUGUAAUGGCAACACUCCUGCAUCUGUUCAAAACUACAAUUCACCAAACAACACAAGAGGUAGAACUGCUGAACUGAAUAAAGUGACAAAUGGCGAUUUAGAAAGUAAUAGCCCACGGCCAGUGAGUGAUUCACCAUUGGCAGAUGAAAACAGUUUCUCCAGUCCACCGAAGAGAUCUCCCAGCUGCAUUAUCACCACUCACAGUGAUAGUGAGGAUAGUAUUAGUUUACUUGUGGAUAAAAAUAUUGAUGAAGAUUUCCUUGAAAGCACCUUAGGACCAGCUACUGAAAAUGUUCUCAAUGGCAACAGUCAACUAGAAGAUCCAGAUUUUGUUGUUGAUACUGAAGAUCAGAAUGAAAAUUAUAGUGAUGAAGUGUUUGUACCUAAGAGGAAAUCAAAACGGAAACUCAAAAGUCCUGUCCUGGGUGACUCUAAUCAAACCCCAAGCCCCCGACGCACAAGACGGCGUAUAAGUAAAUAAAAUGAACACAAUCUUCUUGUAAUCAAUGUAGUAACUGAACACUUUCUUCAAAAUCUGGAACUAUUUAUACUUUUAUAACAUUUUUAUAAUAAACAGAUCUAAUAAAAACUCAAACUACAUAUUUUUACAUAGCAAAUUACAUCUUGUUUGCCUCUCUGAUUGUAGAGUCAGUGUAAUCAGUGUUUUAUUAAAUAAAUGAAAGUUGUUAAGAAUAUAGAAUAAUUAAGUGUCCACAGCUGUGAUUAGACAUGUUAUGUCUUAAAAAAGUACAAUUAAGCAUUACAUGCCAAAUGUGUACUAUAGGCCUUAAAGGAUGUAAGUUUAGCUAUUUAAAAGUUUAUUUAUAGUUUCUUUUAAACCACCAUAUAUUAAGACUUUCGAAGGAUGGAAAUUUAAAAGCUCUAACAGCGAGUUAAAUAUUUAUUAUGUGUCAAUGUAUGGACAGUGUCAAAAUUGAAAAUUUAAAUUGCUAUACUGUAUUGAGUGAGUGUAAGCAAUUGUUUUGCAAAUAAGAAUAAGAAGGAAAUUGGUAUUACUAAAGAUAAUAAAACAGAUUCAUACUUAAAUCUAGUAACUAAAACAUUGGGAAUUGGCUCCUAGCUUAUUUAUUAGAUGAUUGUUCAUAGUAUAUUAAGAAAAGAAAUUUUGGAAUUAGUAGAAAAUUAGCAAGAUUUAGUACUAAAAAGACACAUCACUCAUAGUGACUAGAUUAACUAAUAAUAAUUUUUUGUAAUAAAUCAACCUCUAUCCUUUUUCAAUUUGUAAAAUAUUAAACAAUUAACUUAUUUCAGUUAGCAAUUUAUAAAAGUGUAAUUGAUGGGAUUGUUAUUUGGCACAGGAUAUUGCCCAUUGUUCUUGUAGAGUACAACAUUGUUUUUAUAAAAGUAUAAUAAAUACAUUAUUUUCAACAUCAAGUCAUUAACCAGUUUUAUGACAAGUAAUAUUUAUGCAUAAAUCAUAAUAGCCUCUAAAAGUUAAAUUAAUAUAUAUUAUUUAAUAUCGCUUAUUCUAAUGUUGUGUUGGUGUUAGGCACUUAAGGAU